ACUGUUGUGGCCUCUCCCGUUGCGGAGUACAGGCUCCGGACGCGCAGGCUCAGCGGCCAUGGCUCAGGGGCCCAGCUGCUCCACAGCAUGUGGGAUCUUCCUGGACCGGGGCACGAACCCGUGUCCCCUGCAUCGGCAGGAAGACUCUCAACCACUGCGCCACCAGGGAAGCCCUGAUAUUUUACUUUUAAAUGUAGAAGGAUUUUAAUAUGUUUGGGGGGGUGUGGUGGGGAAAGCUUUUUUCAGUUUGGUCUAAAUUGUGACUAAAACAAAAAAUCACCAAAAGGGAAAGAGAGGUAUCAAUCAAUGUGCUCCAAUUGAGCAAAUGCACUAUGUUUGAAUACAGUGUUGUCCCCCUAACUGGAAGGGUUAGUGUUCUAAAAACCCUACAGGUGGUUGAGGGAUUUUAAGACAUUUUGUUCAUUCGGCAGAUACUUCUUGAACUCUUAUUACCAAAAACUGUGCUUAGCAAUUUGGAAAAACUAAAUUGAGGGAACUACAUUUUUAAGUUUUUCACAGUCACUUAAAACAGUAAAUUUGGGGUAUAAAAGACUGAUAGCAAUAUUACUUUUAACCAUCUCUUACGUACUAGAAACUUCAGGAUCUUCCCACAAUUUCAAACAUAUGUUUAUAAUUUUCUUGUAGGUAAUAUGCCUAAUACUAGGUUCUUUGAACCCCCGUUUCUCCAUCCAAGUGUUUUUCUGAUUGUACGGUUCUAGAAAUGAACUCUUUAAACAUUUAGGAUGGAAAAAAACUUUGGGUAGCAUUUAUUUAAGACAACUGGCAUAGCUAAGCUGGUCAAUUUCAAGUGUGGCUACAAUGCACAGGGUUAUAUGUAUUGUCAUUCCUCAUACAAUUAUGUGGAGCCCUGAUACAAGCUGCUAGCACCUUAAUGCACAUCUCUGCUCCCUCUCUCCUGACCAGUGACUGCCACAUGCAGUUCUAAGGCCCUAGUUUACAUUCCUUAACGUCCUUCUCUUUUCAGUAUCCUACUUUAAUUCCCUUUUCCUAGAUGCAGGUGGCACACUUUGGUUAGUCUGGACCCCAAAUCCUUGUAUUUAAGGAAAAAGAGGCGAUAAAGCCAUGAAUAAUGGUGUUUUUGUAUACGGGUAGCUCAGAGGGAGAAGGGUUACUGGACAAACUCUCCUACCUCACAUACAUUAACCACCCAGUUAAUUCUAGAAUAUCCUGGAGAUCAAAGUUGACUUAGAGACAAGGAGCCAGGAUUCUUGCUGCUACUCUGUGGAAUUAAAGUGCAACUUGUCAGUCCCUCUCAACAAAGCCAUUGAGCACAAACUGGGUAAUAAGGCUAGACUCAAAGAUUUGGUUAGCCUUUCCUGAGUCCCUACCAUAUGCCAAGCACUGUUCUUGGGAAAAUUAAUUCAUCAGUAUCCACAAGGAGUUCACUCCACAAGGAGAGAGGGCCAUCUUGAAGAAUUACAGUGCUGCGUGUUAAGGUGUUAGAACCGUACACAGUAUACUAUGAAAUACGCAAAGUGAGGGGCCUACAGGCUGGGAAAAUCACAGCUUUCCUGACCCCCAACUCCACAUCCAGCAUAGGACAGCUAGGCCAGUCAGGGCACCCUGUCCUUGGAAACAUUCAACUCUAGUUGCGAUUAAUCAUGUCAUUGGUUGUUAAUGUCUUUGUCUUCCACUAGAAUGUAAACCUCAUCAGGAUAGGGAAUGUACUUUAUUCCCCCUUGUCUUGUGCACCACUGUUUUAUCAUUGCAGCUUCAUAUGCUUGACACUUAACAGGCAUGCCAUAAAUAUGUGUAUGGAUAAAUAUGAGAAUAAAUGGGACAGACAUUAAGCCUGGCUUUAAGGAGAAAUUUGUUAGUCUAUGAGGUUGGCAUCAGAGGUAAUAAUUAGAAUGUAAAGCACCUAGCAGUUUAUCAGAAAAGGUGAGUAUUUGGGUGAAAGCGGCAGGAGGGAGGCUGUUAAAGACGCAUCAGACACUGUAGCUGACUGCUGUAUUGGGGGCGGGGGGCAGGAAAGCUAGAUAUGUACCAGAGAAGUUUCAGGAUUUUUUAAACUACGUUUCUUUUGUAACUUAGUUCUUUACCUAUCGACUAAUUUGGGGAAUUCUGAAUGGCUAUAGCUUUAAGAUAUAGCUUAAAGAUAUAGCGGUUUGAGUUAUUUCUAUCCUUUUUUUCUCCCGGGCUAGUGACACUCCCCAAGGGACAAAAGGACUGAAACUCCAAGUUGUCUAAAAUACUGGGAGGGAAACGGUGAGAAAAUGCCGGAGGCAGUUGCAGGCCAGAGGCGCUGUUCCCCCGACAGCUGACUCACACGCUGACCCAACUCCGCUGGUCCCCUCCGCUCCGCCCGGCCCCGCCCAGCCGCGCUGCGUCAGGAGGGUCACGUAGCCUGCGCCCCGCGCCCUGACUGGCUGCGUUGGGGGCUUUGGGGCGUGUCUGUGGGUUCCGCGAAACGGGGCAGGAGCUGCUGAGGGGAAUUGGCUGGCGGCUUGGGACCCUGGGCCCUGUUCCCAGGCCUUGGGAGGACGCCAGGCCGCGGGGAGCCUCGGCCUGGGGAGCGGGGGAGGACAGAGCUAGAGACCCGGAACUCGCGCUUUGUGCAGAGUGGACGCCGACAGUGCCAUCAAAAAGUUUAUUGCAGGGAGGUGACAAGAUCACAUUUUGAGAAGAAGCUGGAAAGAAGCCCAAGUGGAUUAAGAAGCCCUGGAUGAGGACAGGAUCUCUGGGGAGAAACUCUAAGGUAUGAUGAGUACCUUCUGAGUCUCAGGAUGGUGGGAAUUAGCCAGUGGAUUGCAGGCAUGUUGUGGAAGUUGCUGAUUAGAUCCCAACCCUGCAGGCUCUGUUCUUUCAGAAAGAUGCUAUCAGCUCCAAAAUACACACCUUUUCUAGCAUCCUUCACCUAUACAACUGAUAAUCAGUCAAAUAGAGAAAAUAAAAAGACAGCAGAAAAGCUCUAUAAAUUGUCAGUUGACAUCAGGAAAAUUCGAAGAUUAAAAGGAUGGGUACUUCUGGAGGAUGAAACCUAUGUUGAAGAAAUUGCAAAUAUUUUACAACAGCUAGGUGCCAGUGAGACUGCUGUAGCCAGUAUCUUGGAACACUGCCCAGAAGCAAUUAUCUGCAGUCCACCUGCUGUUAACACCCAGAGAGAACUCUGGCAGUCGGUUUGCAAGAACGAGAAAGAGUUAGUUAAGUUAAUAGAACAGUUUCCAGAAUCUUUCUUUACUGUUAAAGACCAGGAAAACCAGAAGCUGAAUGUUCAAUUCUUUCAAGAGUUGGGACUCAAAAAUGUGGUCAUUCGUAGAUUUUUGACAACUGCAUCUAUUAUUUUUCACACUCCUAUUGAGAAGAAUAAGCAAAUGAUAAAGGUUCUUCAAGAGAGUUAUCUAAAUUUAGGUGGCUCUGAGGUCAACAUGAAAGUUUGGCUACUAAAAUUAUUAAGCCAAAACCCAUUUAUUUUGUUAAAUUCUUCUGCAUCUAUAAAGGAAACGCUAGAAUUUCUCCAGGAGCAGCGUUUUACAAACUUUGAAAUUCUCCAACUUCUCUCCAAACUCAAAGGAUUUCUGUUUCAACUUUGCCCAAGAAGUAUACAGAACAGUAUGUCCUUCUCUAAAAAUGCUUUUAAAUGUACUGAUCAUGACCUGAAGCAAUUAGUUUUGAAAUGUCCUGCCCUUUUAUAUUAUUCUGUUCCAGUUUUGGAAGAGAGAAUUCAGGGAUUAUUGAAAGAAGGAAUUUCCAUAGCUCAGAUAAGAGAGAUGCCAAAGGUUCUUGAAUUAAUGCCACAAAUAGUACAGUACAGGCUAAGGAAACUGAAUUCCUUAGGCUAUAGAAUAAAGGAUGGAUAUCUAGCAAAUCUAAGUGGAACAAAAAAAGAGUUUGAGGCUAACUUUGGUAAAAUUCAGGCCAAAAAAGGAAGGCCGUUAUUUAAUCCUGUGGCACCAUUAAAUGUUGAAGAGUAACUUGCUGACUGACAUUGCUCCUUUCUAUCAGUGCCAAGUAAAAACCAAGUAGCAAAAACUUAUGUGAUUCAGGCAUAGUGUGGGCACCAGUAAUUUUAAGAACCUACUUAGCUUCUGAGUUGUGUUUAAAUGACCUCUAAGUAGAAAAUCUCUCACUCAAUUGCUGAAAUUAAAAAUAUAAAUUGCAUUUAUUUUAAAUAGUUUGUAAUUUUGACCUUGAGCUAUUUCAAAAAAGUAUCAAAUGGUCUAUCAGUGUGAUAUUUUAUAAGUGAGUAAUUUCUAAGAAACUGACAAGUGCACUCCAUUCAAAGUAUGGAUACAUUUUUACUCAUAUAGCACAUUUCACCUGGGAUGCAGACCCAGCCUUCUUUCUCAACACCAGCUCUGAAACAUCACUCUACUAUGGUGUGAAUUCUGUAGCUUAGGGUUUAGUGAAACAUUAGCAAACUUCUAAUACAUUUUUGUGGAGUAAGUUGAUUUCAUCUCCAGGUUGGAAUAAGGGAAUAUCUUUGAGAACCAAGUAUUGCCCAUCAAAAGGAGUAAUUAGAGCUUAUUUGUAUGGUCAGUUUGUUUAAAAUUGACUAUUUUAUCUCAUGAAACACUUCUAUGUGCAUUUAUUACUUUCCCCUUUUUACAGAUGAGGAAGCAAGCUUAGAGAGCCAUCAAGCUGCCACAUGCCAGAGCCCAGAUUUAGUAAGAUCUCUCUUCUGUUCAAACCUUGUGAACAGAAAAAGGUUUGCUUAUGAAUUGGCAUAAGAAAAGUCACCCCUACCUGACAUGCUAAAAGAGUACCAACUCCAAAUUUAGGGAUUUUUAUGAAAACAUCUCUGUAAAAUUCCUUAAAUUUGAAAUGAUCUAAUUUGUAUAAACUUUCUGAAAAUCCAGGUCUAACUGUAAAAUAUGAAAGGUAAAGUAUGUGAUGGUUGGUACUGAUUUUAGUUAGGUUUCAAGUUUCUAUUUCUAAACUUUGUUCCAAGAUAAAUAUUAUGCAAAUAAAGACUGGCUCACUUUCAGCUGUGGAGUUUGAA
Messenger RNA from Kogia breviceps (pygmy sperm whale), 4963 nucleotides. It is a transcript of the gene MTERF2, whose product is annotated as mitochondrial transcription termination factor 2. The record is from RefSeq and is a predicted model, not a curated record. Lineage: Eukaryota; Metazoa; Chordata; Mammalia; Artiodactyla; Physeteridae. Gene Ontology annotation, biological process: regulation of DNA-templated transcription; termination of mitochondrial transcription. Gene Ontology annotation, molecular function: double-stranded DNA binding. Gene Ontology annotation, cellular component: mitochondrial matrix.